GUUGUCCUCGUCUGAGAGAAAAUGUUUCGUCAGCCCUGCGCUUCCGAGAUGGGCGGGCUGUGGCGCCGCGCCUCGACUCGGGAUCGAGCGUCGUGAAUUGUGCGCGAGGGGAUGAAUCGAUGAGCCGAAGGACAUGAAUAAGCUCGCAAGGACGAUCAAGCAAGGAGUACGUCGACUCUUUUUCUGGAAGAAACGAAGUUUUGUUUUGGUGAAUCCACAGAAGAGACACGCACAGAGUGAAGUCAGGGUCUGCUCACACAUUUCUCAACUCUCUCCUCGGUGUACUAAAUGAGAAAGGGAAAGAGAGUGAAACAUGGAUGGGGCAAUAUUACCUAUAAACUUCUACUGUCGGAGUGCCCGUCUAUGUUUAAAAAGGGCGGCUCUGUCUAAGAAGUCUCACCUCUGUGCUGAAGAAUUGCAGCAUUUAAAGGCCUUUGAAACUCUUGUAUUAUCCACUAUCCCAGGUCAUCCUCUGUACUCUACAAAGAAAGAGGAGAAGUCCAUAGUGGAGAUCCAGUCCCAAUUGCACGAUGCGCAGAAACGCAUAGUGGAGAUAGAAGGCUGCAACAACACCACGAACAAGCAAUCAACCACUGCUUCAGUCUUGAAGGAAACAACGUCAGGGAGAGGUGAUAGUCAUUCUUCGCAGAAGAAAAGCUGUGCUUCGAACAGGCCUGAAAAAGCAGGAGUGAAGUCUCCAGGAGUUCUGGAGAGCAACCCUGCCAAAGUGAGGCAAGCAGGAAACAGAUCAAGGUCUGAACCUAAUACCCCGCUUAAGUUACGGCGGAAAGAAUCACGAUCUUCUAAAGCCGAAUUUCGAGAAACAACUGGUCAGUCUCAAAACAAGAUCAGGACAUUACCGAGGAAACUGUCCGAGGGUUCCCUGAGAGACAAACACAACAAGGACAACGGGAGCUCUAAAAUGCAGGAUUCUUCCAUACUUGUCAGCAAAUCUGCGCCUACUUCCCGAAAAGCGACACCAAUUUUACAGCGACUGAGGAGUGUGACAGAAUGUUUGGGAGGUGAAAAUCCUCGUCGCACGAAAGAGAAGGAAAAAUUACUGGCGAAGGUAGAGUCUCUGUCCAGAGAAUCGUCACCACUUCGAGAAAAAACCGGCAGACAAAUGCCGCGUGUAAAAUCCCUGGGAUUGGUAUCGGCAAAAGCUCUGCACAGGCCAACCACUGCAGCCACCUCAAGAUUUGAAGGCACCAUGAACAACCAGAUGGGCUCGGACGACGAGGCAGACUGCUUCAAUUCUAGAACCAGCGUUGAGAGAAUGUCUCCCGGUGUUGCUCAGAUGUCCAAUCCAGUGGAACUGAAUCCUGCUGGGAGAGAUUUAGAAAACAAAGGUACGCACAAACACUCUACGGUACAGUAUUCGUCCCGUGGCAAAUUAGAGAAAAGAUGGACGAAGGAAGACCUUUCAGACCAGAGCGGUCCUGACGUAGGUAGUUCACCUCUACAGAGUCCAUACUCUGCAGGGCGGGAGCCAAAUCGCGGGGACGAAGCCAGGCCGCGUGUAAUAGAGCACGGAGCAGAGUCUCAGAGAAGAGAUGAAGCUGCUUGGACCGCCCUCAGAUUGCAAGAACAGUUUGGGGAAGCCCUGAAAGAAUUAGGUGGGCUGCAGGAUAGACACACAACAGGAAGUCUAAACGUGAAUGAGAAGUGUUAUCUUCACGGGCAUGUUGGUGCUGGGGGUGUCAACAGCUACCAACAAGUCGGAUCACCACUGCAGGGUAACAAUGGAAAUGUUGACAAAAUGCAACAUGGGUGGAAGUCAGGGUUGCAUGAUUUAGGAGAAGGAGAAGCCUACUUCAAGCAACAGGAUGGGGAAGGCUGUCUGGAGUACCUGAACGGCGAGUCCGAAAAGAGUGGCAGGAAUAGUCCUGAGAAGACUCCCGGCCCUCGCAAGAGAGCCAAACCGAGGAAUGUGAGCAACGGCGAGCAUAAAAUGGAAGACGAGCGUCCAAGUUUUGCUAGUCGACCGCAUUCUAGAGAUGGGUCCGAAAAGUCUGAUCCCAAAGAAAACUUGCGUGGAGUAAGAGAAGAUUGUGCAAGGUUCCGUGUACAGAUGAAAGCUCUGAAGGAGAUGGCCGAAGAUUCUAGGAUUAGAGAGUUUGCCCUUCAUCAAGAUAAAGAGCCUGCCGCCAAACGGCCAUGCGAUGAGGAUCAUAAUAAUCUUAAAGAAACAAAUAAGAGGGACGUCAAACCCCGAAAAUCGGUGUCCAGAGAUGGGAAAGCAGGUGCCAAAUGGUCUCCCGAGUUUGGAAAUGACAGCGGAAGAGGAGAGAGCGACGUAGAUGACCGCCGACGCAACGGUGGCACCGGUCAACAUCCAUCGUUGUCGAGGCCGAAGCAUACUCAUUCUUCGCAACCGAAAAGACAGCAAUCCAAAAACAAGAAUAGUGCGAAAAGUCCUCGCUUGAGAGUCUCGCCUCCACAUUCUAUCACGCCCCCUACCAGUUCUUCAUCCUCGAGUUCGUCAUCAUCUCUCUCAUCACUUCCUUUGUCCCAUUACAUACAGAAGCUUAAGCACUUGUCACCCGAGAGUAAGUUCCUUCCCAGUCCCCCUAACCAAUCCGGUCACACGAAUUCGGGCUCAUUAAAUCCAUCGAAGGCUCUGUCCAAGUUCCCGCUUUCUCUUAGCGUCAAUGAACAUAAGCAUCAUUAUCGCCUUGAUCUUGACAACUGCAAGACGGUUGACAGUGAGUAUGAAGGUCGUCAUGGAACCUCCCCUGCAGCGAUACUUCUGCCCAAGUCGCCACCGAGCUCUCACACUCUCAGUGCUAGGAUCCAGCAAAGGAUUGGAAACCUUUACAAGGUGAAACCCGACGCAGAAAUUGGCUCUGGCAGGCACGCUGACUCGGACCAGAGACUGGACGCUGUGUUAGGAGGGUGCGCUUUGGUCGCUAGCCAUCUGCAGCGACAGAUCUCUCCGGAAAGAAGAGAUCGCAAAGAGAGGCUCCCCAAGAGUCAAAAGUUCCUAACCUCGAAGGAAGCUUCUGGUGGGCAUGAUUGCCUGUUGUCUUUCGUCGGACCGAAACGACACGAGAAACAGACUGAAGCAUUUGAUGGGACCAUGGCCGGGCUGCAAAGAUUGGUGGGAGAGUUGAAAGGAUCAGUAGAGGGUUUUAAAAUAAGAAUUGAGGUUGAAGGUGAAGGUUGGCGUAGUAGAGUAGACGGUUUGGAAAAGGAGAUUGAGACCCUGAAGGACGAGACCGAUGAUGAGCUCAUGGAGCUGAAAAAAUGUAUCAGAAACGAGGUCAAAGGUCGAAUGAGUGAACUGUCAGCAGAGGUGGAGCGGAUGAGGAGGGACGAGAAGCUGCACGUAGAGAAUUUAGUGCAAGCAAGGAUAGAGAGUCAUUUCAAUAAUAAUAACAAUGCAGCGGUAGUGGAUCUGAAGAAAGAGAUACGGUCUUUGUGGUCCGAGGUGGAAAUUUUGACGAAAGAGAGAGAAGAUAUGAAACAGCACAUGGAACGACUGGCUCGCAUGAGCGAAGAGGCAAAGGAAAAUUCAAUCAGGGAAAUUAAAACGUUGCGGAGAGAUUUACGUAUCGACGGAGAUGGAGACGACAUGAAAAAGGAAGCAGAGGAGCGAACACAAAUGAGACAAGAUCUCGAAAAGAUCAAAGACGAAGGGCUCGAUCUCAAAAUGGAGGUGAAUGGGCUGAAAAGAGGAGAGAAAGGAAUGAAGGCAGAACUGGAGCAUGUAAAGAAGAUGGCUGAAAAGAUUCAGGAGGAUUCAGAAGAGAUGGAGAGGGAUAGAGGUGCUGCACAGAUGGAAGGGGUGCGAGAAAGGUUGCUCAUUAUGGAGAGAGUGGAGAGUCUUUCACAACUUUAUUUAGGUGGGUUAGAGGAGGUGAGGACGGAUGUUUACAAUGUGAAGUUUCACUGCAGAGAUCGCAUGGAUGAACUUGAGAGUCAAUUGGGGGAGUACAAAAGGCAACGAGAUAUGGGAUUUGGAGAAGAUCACUCCUGCGUUCAGAAGCAGCGACUUCUACAUGAGAUGGAACAUUUUCGGUCCGAGGUAUCCGAUAUAUUGAAACAAGAGCGGGGUUUAAUACGUGAUGCCCUGGAGAGGGAGCACGAGUGUAUCCGGAGGCAGAUGAUGGAAAUUGGAAACAGUAAUAAAAACGAACUCUCUUGUAUGAUAAAAGUUGAAAUGCAAAAGCGAAACCAAGCUGCAAAAGAUAAACUCAUGUGUCUUCCCGAGCCAAUGAAGAGGGACAUGGAUAGGUUGAAACUCGAUUUUGAAGAGGCCCAACAAGGUGCUGAAGCCAUCGCCCAAUCACUAGCUGCGGUAGAGAGGGAUAGGGAUCUUGCCGCUCAGGCAGCUGCUGACGCCAGGUCAGCUGCUGCAAAAGCCGGGGAGGUGCUGUCUGAACUCUUGGGACCAUUUUCUUCAGAGAUGGCUGCAACAAGAAGAAAAAGUCUUGCGCUUCAGGACAAUAUUGCAUUCGAGAAAGAUGCAGUUAUUCAGGCUCUUGCAGAAGCUAAGAAAAAGAGUGCCGAGUUUCAGGAAUUUUUGUUACAAGAAAAAACUGGAGUGAGAAAUGCAAUAACCAUUGUGCAGCAUGAACGAGACGCAGCAGCAGCUGCCGCUUCAGAAGCGUCAAAUUCUGCCAAAAAAGCUGGUGAGGUUCUGGCCGAAGUUUUGGGUUCUUUCAAUCAAGAGAUGAACAAAGCCAGGAGGAAAAGUUCUCAGCUACACGAGGGUUUAGAUCGAGAAAGAGAAAAUCUUGAACGUGAUCGAGAGGGAGUUAUUAAGAAGAGUCAUGAAGCGCAAGAGCGAUUCAACGAGGAGCUCGAGAAGGCUAUUACUAGUUGGAAGAGGGCCAUGGACCAGGAGGUCAGCAAAGCCAAACAGAUUACUGGAGGGUUGGAAGAAGAAAGGCAGAGGCUAUCUCUAUAUAGGGAGCAGAUGGAUGGCAAUGUGAAAGGUGACCUUGAAUAUAUUCAGAAAACCAAUGAAGCUUUGACAAAGCUUCGAUUCACGGUAAAGAAUCUGGAAGAUUCUGCUCAGACAUCUCAAGAGGAGAAACAAAGAAGAAGAUCAAUAAAGCAAGAUCUCAAAUCUAAGAAGGAGCAGAAUCUGAAGAUGGAGUAUAGCAAGUUGAGAGAGAAGAUAGAUGAAGCCCUCCGACGUGAAGAAGCUUUGAGGGACCUGGUAGAUGAGUCUGCAUCUCGAGUUAAGAAACUAGAGAGUAUGCAUAUAGACUUACUACAAUCCUUCCAAGAAGUUCGAGCAAGCACAGGGGAUCUAGAAAAAACGGCAUCCAUCUGGCUGCCAAAAUAUGAGAAUGCUGCUCGCAUUGUGCACGACAUAAGUUGCAAGGUUGAGAAGCUCGAAGAAAAAUGCAAAGGUGUGAGUGCGGAGGAAGCACUCAUGCAAAAGAUGGCUCACGAUGCGGAAUCUAAGUUUGAUAGUCUGAAGGAUAUGGCCGCUUCUGGGACUGACGUCAAAGACCUAUUUCAGAAGAUGGAAAGCAGUGAUCGAACUCAAAGUCAAGCUUUAUCAAUGUUGGACGCUAGAGUAUCCAAUCUAGAAAGUGCUGUUGGGCAAGGCCGGGAAGCACUAUCACUAAAACUGGAAUACAUUGAGAACAGAGCUGACUUGGGAGGCGAUGUUCCGAAUAACGUGGCAGGCUUGUGGCAAACUGUUGAAGCUCUUCAAAGGAAAGUCGAAGUUCUGGCGACACCGAGAUCGAAGGAUGAAGAUAAGACAUCCUUGAUGGCAGGCCCAGAUGGUGCUUUGGAAGUCCAUUCCAGAAUGGGUAGUUUAGAAAGUCGAAUUGAGCUGGUCGCGUCUGCUACAUUCACAAACCUCAGGUUGCUUGAUACCAAAGUUGAAGAGUGCACCGCAAAUGCUCGACAAGCUCUAGAAGGUGCAGCUACGGCGGAGAAUAAGUGCAGCGCACUUGGUGUUGAACUUGUGAAGGUGUUUCGGAUGCUAGCUACUUCACGCCAAGCUAGUCCUGCUUUGGCUCAAAGGACGAGGUCACCUCCAAGCUGUGGAAGAGAUCAUUCUCCCACAAAGACGAAAACUAGUAGGACCCCUGGGCCAUCACCACCUAGAAUUAGGUCCGGUCCAUCACCACCUCGGAUCAGAUCUCCUAUUCAGAGGAGCCUUCAGAUGCCUAAUCCGGUUUUCAGAAGGGGCACCCCUGCAAAACCACGAAGUACUAGUGAUUUCACAAGGAGUACACUGGCAUCUGAGAUGCGGAAGGUUACAACUCGGAGUGAGCAGGUGGAGACAGAAGAAGAGUACAUUCUCCUCGGUGAUCGAGGUGAUCCAGCUAGAGAUAGGGUGGCAAGUAGAGACCAAAGGUUUCAGGUGAGAGAGAACGAGACAGUCACGCAGGCAUUAUGCGUACAUGAAGAGCAGCCUUCUGACAAAGGAGCUCAGGAAUUUACUCGGGAGAGGACAACAAGUGUACAAGAAGGAGAGAUUAAAGGUUUAGGACGGCUUACAGUUAGUCAGGACCGAGCAGAUGACAAGCACAAAGAUGGUGGUAGCAAAUGCCAACGAACUAACAUAAGGCUAGAAGCGGGGCGAAUACAUGUCAACGUCAGUCAUCGGUCAGGUGCUCCUGGUAACCGAGAAAAAAAAUCAGGGACAGACCACAAGACAGAUCUGGUUGCUGUCCAGUUAUAAGUUUCCUAAGUCAGCUUUGCUGACAUAAGGGAGAAUACAAUCGCGAUUUAAAGCCGCGCUGGUAGACAAGCUUUCAGCGGCACGCAUGAUCUUGAGGACCGACAAGAAUGUCAAGAAGACUGUUGGUACUGCUUGGGACUCGAAGAACAACAAAUGCAUCCUACAGGCUAGGAUCCAUCCGUGGGCCAAGAUCAUGAAUCGAGCAUCUCCGACACAACUUUCCCAACGGCAAGAAAAAUACUCUUAUCGGAGAAGACUUUGGGCAGGUUUGUACAGUUACAAUCGAAGAACUCAUCCACAGGUGAUUCGCAUGGUCUUAGAGAAGGCAGUUUAUUUUUGUACAAAAUACCUCACUUUGGCGAGGAAAGUGACCAUCACGAGCUUUCUUGACCAUAUUUCUUGGAGUGACAGUUCACUGGAGAAAUUCACUAACUGUUCCGUUGAAGUCUAUUGUGAUAGACUACAGAUCAAUAGCUCCCUUAACCGUUGUAAAAAGCUUGCAACGAAGAAAGGGUAACAAUUGGCCGAAGCAUUGGAAUGCCUGCUGCAUAACUUCUACACCAUGUUGUAUAAUAACCAAUCUGGGCACUCCAACUAAACAUUCAAUCUCUGCAUUGAGUGUAUAGGGAAAUGUUCUCCUUCCCCAUGAUACCUUGCAUAGGAUGGCCUAAGACGGACUAAAGUACCAAUAGACCAUAGUAACAUGAGGAUUUGACAAAGUCAUUGGUACUCAACAGUCCGAACCAACCAAGAGGAUGAUGCCAUAAUUUCUGUCGCAUUCUUCUGAAGUAACAGACUUGAGUCUGUCUUUGAUCUCCAGAUUUCAUCUACCUUCGUUGCUGUUGAAUAAUCCUAUCCAAAUAAAAUCAUUCGUAACCGACAUCUUUGAACCAAACCAUCGUUUCAAAAAAAUAAACAAACAUACCUUUCUAAUCUACUUGCAACCAACGCGCAAUUUGUUCCGUGCAAGAAUUUCUUUUAGCCUCCGGUACACAAAGAUGUCGCAGGGAACAAGAUGAAAGUGUCUUGAAAGGGAGACGGUAAAGGCUUGGAUACCUCUAGAGAGAGCUGAGCAUGCUAUCGGGAAAGCAAGAGCUUGAACAAAAUAAAGAAACCACGAGAAUGAUGAAUGAUGAGAGGAAAAGUAAGGGCAGCUCGUCUGGAAAGCGGGAACAUCGACCCUAGUAUACCCGAUAUUACCAACUGUAACCUGUAACAACGUCACAGUGCCGUCAGAGCUACACAAAAAUCGACUAAUUGGAGUGCACGAGCUCACAGAUAGUCAGACAGCCAAAAGAAUCACAGGAACCAUAUGUGCCUAUUUUCAUAGAGCAGAUUGAUCUCUGCAAAACCUUUAGCCUUAGCAAAAAGUUUCAGGAGUAU
Marchantia polymorpha subsp. ruderalis is the source of this 8038-nucleotide messenger RNA. The record is from the annotation of a GenBank genome assembly. Lineage: Eukaryota; Viridiplantae; Streptophyta; Marchantiopsida; Marchantiales; Marchantiaceae.